Lodderomyces theae is the source of this 666-nucleotide messenger RNA. RefSeq lists its product as uncharacterized. The coding region runs from base 1 to 666 and encodes 221 amino acids. Lineage: Eukaryota; Fungi; Ascomycota; Pichiomycetes; Serinales; Debaryomycetaceae. The transcript has a single exon. The record is from RefSeq and is a predicted model, not a curated record.
AUGCCUUCGUUGAUUGAACUACUAUACAAAUUUGACACUUACCUCACGAGUCAACUAGGGGCAAAUUCAUUCACAUCGAAUUUGUUGAUUACUCCAACGUCAAAAUUUAUUACUGAAAUUCUUGUCUUGACAUUUAUUGGGCUAUUGAGUUAUGAGGUCGUUUACUGGAGUGGCAUCUAUUUGGGAUUAUGGGAAUAUCAUGCCAAGGAUGUAUUUACCGAGGUGCCGAUCCAUUGCGCUCACGUCAAUAUCCGAUUGAAUAUCAUUGAUAGAUCUAGUGAAUCGCAAUUGAAAGAGUAUUACGACAUCAAAAACAAAUCAAGGUACCACAAUUUUCUCUAUUGGAAACAAUUGAAUGAUUUGAAUGAAGGAUUGUUUAAAUUGAACAAGUUUGUCAAGUAUUAUUUCGAGUUUAGUCCGGAUGAUUUCGAAAUGAACAAGGAACCGGAAUUUGGGUCCACGAUUUUGCACUUGAGAACCAAGAUAUUGAAACUAUUUAAUGAGUCGGAACUUUAUAGAAACUAUGAAAAAGCUAGCAUUGAGCCGAAUGAUGUCAAGAUAUUCAAUAACCAAAACAAGGAGGUACCGAUUGAAGAAAACGAAAACUACUUGAGUAAGUGCAAUAUUGAGACGGGCAACACUAUUGAUGCCAUUGUUAUAUUAUGA